GGUAUUCUACUCCUGAACAUGUACAGAGCUGAUGGGUCAAGAUAUGUAAUCAUGUCCGUUCUCUCCAGACAUAUUUCUAAUCUAUCGUCGCAAUUUUCCAAUUUGAUCCAGUUCCCUAGUUCUACCCCACUCUCAAGUUUGCACUGGUAGUAUAUAUACGAGCCCUCCACCUCUUUUAUCGCAGAUUAAGCACAGUAAAAAUGACUACCGCGAAGUCCCUCCAGAUUGUGCCCCGCAGGAGCGAAGACCGUGGUCGUGCUGAUCACGGAUGGCUCAAAACAUUCCACACGUUCUCUUUCGCAACGUAUCAUGAUAACGACCACCAAUCCUUUGGCCCUUUGCGCGUGCUCAACGAGGAUCGUGUCGCUUCACACACAGGAUUUGGCACUCACAGUCAUCGCGAAUAUGAAAUAUUUUCGUAUGUUAUUAGCGGGGCACUUGAACACCGUGACUCCAUGGGGAAUAUUGAGAUCCUUCCUCGUGGUGCUUUGCAAAUGACCUCCACCGGAACUGGAAUUUCACACUCAGAGAAGGCGCACGGUGAGCAAGAAGUCCAUUUCUGCCAGAUCUGGGCUGCUCCCCGUGCGGGAGAAGGCCAGGGAAAACCUGCCUAUUUUACAAGGCAUUUCAGUGAUGCAGAGAAAACAAACCGUCUCGCACUUCUCGUUGCCCCUUCAACUUCCACCGAAGUCUCACUCGAUAGGGAAAGCAAAGGUCCAGCACCUCUCCGAUCACAACUGUGGAUGUACGCGUCGUUAAUAGAGCCAGGUGUCACCCUUACGCACACAUUCUCUCAUUCCACCGCAUCUUCUUCUUCUCUCACAACAAGUGGCGCAAGGCGCAAGGUCUACGUCCACGUGAUCCAGAAAUCUGGAUACAACGUUGAGAAAGCUCGCGGUGCAAAGUUAAGGAUAAGUGGUACGAUUGACGAGGAUGGUGUAGAAUUAGGCGAAGGCGAUGGGGCAUAUCUCACUUUUGAAAAGGGCGUCGAGAUAAAGCUGCAUAAUGUCGGGGGUGUUGUUACAGAGGUGCUGUUAUUUGAUUUGGAGUAAUAAUGAUACAAUGUUAGUUGGAAUU
Messenger RNA from Serpula lacrymans var. lacrymans S7.9, 1077 nucleotides. RefSeq lists its product as uncharacterized. Bases 201 to 1052 code for a protein of 283 amino acids. The record is from RefSeq and is a predicted model, not a curated record. The transcript has 5 exons. NCBI's taxonomy places the organism in Eukaryota, Fungi, Basidiomycota, Agaricomycetes, Boletales, Serpulaceae.